Staurois parvus is the source of this 315-nucleotide messenger RNA. The record is from the annotation of a GenBank genome assembly. NCBI's taxonomy places the organism in Eukaryota, Metazoa, Chordata, Amphibia, Anura, Ranidae.
GGGAGACCAGAUAUAGUGACUGCAGGGUUCGGGGAGACCAGAUAUAGUGAAUGCAGGGUCCGGGGAGACCAGAUAUAGUGACUGCAGGGUUCGGGGAGACCAGAUAUAGUGACUGCAGGGUCCGGGGAGACCAGAUAUAGUGAUUGCAGGGUCCGGGGAGACCGGAUAUAGUGAAUGCAGGGUCCGGGGAGACCAGAUAUAGUGAAUGCAGGGUCCGGGGAGACCGGAUAUAGUGAAUGCAGGGGUCCAGGUAGACCAGAUAUAGUGAAUGCAGGGUCCGGGGAGUACGGAUAUAGUGAAUGCAGGGUCCGGGGA